This is a messenger RNA of Parasteatoda tepidariorum (common house spider), 787 nucleotides long. NCBI's taxonomy places the organism in Eukaryota, Metazoa, Arthropoda, Arachnida, Araneae, Theridiidae. The record is from RefSeq and is a predicted model, not a curated record.
UAUUGGGAGGAUUGGAACUUUCAGGUUGUAACAAAAGAAGAUCAACUGUUACUGACCUUAAUGAAAUUAAAAAUGAAUUUGGGUCAUGUUGAUUUAUCUGUUCGAUUCAAUGUUUGCAAGAGCACAGUAACAAAUAUUGUUAUGACAUGGAUUGAUGUUUUACAUGAGAGAUUAUAUGAACCCUUAAUGAGUAUUGUUCCCUCACAACUUAAAAAUCAAAUCUGUUUGCCUUCAUGCUUUGCAAGCUUUCAAAAUUGUAGAAUGGUUGUUGAUUGUACAGAUUUUUGUACAAUCAGACUUAAAAAAUUGAAGCACCAACGAUUAUUCUACAGUUUCUAUAAACAUCGCCACACUAUAAAAUGUUUAAUUGGUGUAGCCCCUAAUGGUUCCAUAACAUUUGCUGGUCAUAUGUUCCCUGGUUCAACCUCUGACAAAGAGAUUUUUAAAAAGGGCAGUUUAUGUCAGAUUUUUCAACUAGGUGACCUAGUUCUUGCUGAUAAAGGCUUUUUAAUUACAGAUGUUGUCCCAGAUGGUGUUUCAGUUAACAUUCCCCCUUUUCUGGCUACACAGGAAUUCACACCCAGCCAUGUUCAGAAUACCAAAAUGAUUGCAAGAGCUAGGAUUCAUGUUGAGAGAGUGAUUCGGCGAAUUAAAAGUUUUUAAAAUCAUGGUAUUAAUACCCAAUUUUCUUUUUCCUUACAGUACCAAAAUUAUGCAAAUAGUUGUAACCCUUACAAAUUUUCGACCUCCUUUAAUAAAUGAAGUAAAAUAUCUUUAUAAAGCCUAA